Molecule: messenger RNA, 210 nt
Organism: Entrophospora candida
Lineage: Eukaryota; Fungi; Glomeromycota; Glomeromycetes; Entrophosporales; Entrophosporaceae
Source: the annotation of a GenBank genome assembly
AUGCUAGGCAAGUCUAUUCCAAAAAGUUUUAUUUUACAAGCUGACAAAUGGAUUGAUAAAGUGGAAAAUGCUGAUAGUUUUUUUAUUCACCAGGAAGAAGGUUUAGAUAGAAUAUGCGACACUGUUAUGAGAUUAGCUGAAGUUGAAGGGUUAAAGGCUCAUAGAAAGGCUGUUCAUGCUAGAAUUAAAGAUAUUAGUAAUCAAAAUUAA